Molecule: messenger RNA, 1278 nt
Organism: Geodia barretti
Lineage: Eukaryota; Metazoa; Porifera; Demospongiae; Tetractinellida; Geodiidae
Source: the annotation of a GenBank genome assembly
AUGAACAAAACGCCCGGAGAGUACGCCUGUUUCUUGGGCGCGGGGUCGUACAGGCAUUACAUUCCGUCAAUCGUGCGCCAGCUCACUAGCCGCAGCGAGUUCAUGACAGCGUACACGCCUUACCAGCCCGAAAUCUCGCAAGGCACACUCCAGACUGAGUUCGAGUUUCAGACACUCUGCGCCCAACUCACGGCAAUGGAUGUCGCCAACGCAGGCAUGUAUGACGGCUCCACAUCGCUCGCCGAAGCAGCGCUUAUGGCGUCACGUGUCACUCGACGCAGCCGCAUCGCGGUGUUGGAUUCAGUCUCACCUGCGUACAUCAGCGUACUCCGCACAUAUACCGAGGCGCAGGGCAUCGUCAUUGAUGUCCCAUCCGAUGCUGACGGCAAUACAGACCUUGAAGCACUGCGCUUUUCGGUCGGCGAUGAUCUCGCAGGCUUGAUGAUUACGCUGCCAAGUACGCUGGGGCUCUUCGAUUCAAACAUCCUUGAGGUAGUGCAGAUCGUGCGCGACGCGGGUGGCGUUGUUUAUGGCGAUGGCGCAAACCUCAACGCACUCCUUGGGCGCGUCAAGCUCGGCGACCUUGGCUUCGACGUGAUGCACUCCAACCUGCACAAGACUUUCACGCAGCCUCACGGCGGGGGCGGCCCCGGUGCUGGUCCCGUCAUUGUCGGUGAGCGCCUGAUGCCAUACAUGCCAACGCCCGUAGUGAGCCGCAGGGUCGAUGCAGAUGGUAAUGAGCAAUACACUCUGGACGCGCCGCCAAAGACCAUCGGCAGGAUGGGCGCGUUCAACGGCAAUUUCGGGGCGCUCGUGCGCGCGUAUGCUUACAUCACGACGCUUGGCGACGAAGGCAUAGCCAACAUCAGCCGAGACGCCGUCAUCAACGCUAACUACAUCCUGAGUCAGCUCAAGGGGCACUACGACCUCCCAUACAACCGCACCUGCAUGCACGAAGUAGUAUUCUCGGCGCGAAACCUGAAGCGCGAACAUGGCGUCAGCGCGCUGGACGUCGCAAAGCGACUGAUCGACUACGGCAUCCAUCCUCCCACUAUGUACUUCCCGCUCAUAGUCGAAGAAGCGUUGAUGAUCGAGCCGACCGAGACCGAGAGCAAAGAGACGCUCGACUUCUUCAUCGAGGUGAUGCAGGCGAUAGCGCAGGAGGCUCAGGACGACCCCGACUUGCUGCACAACGCGCCUCACGACUCGCCCAACACGCGCCUUGACGAGGCUCGCGCGGCACGGCGUCCAUACCUGCGAUGGCGGCCCGCCGAAUAG